Messenger RNA from Saccostrea echinata, 3749 nucleotides. RefSeq lists its product as uncharacterized. Gene Ontology annotation, molecular function: protein binding; zinc ion binding. The transcript is spliced from 3 exons. The record is from RefSeq and is a predicted model, not a curated record. Lineage: Eukaryota; Metazoa; Mollusca; Bivalvia; Ostreida; Ostreidae. Bases 27 to 3377 code for a protein of 1116 amino acids.
GGUAAACAGUUUCCUUAAAUUUCCCAAUGGACCCGCGGUUUAGCGCACAAGAUGUCCUGCGCUGUGACCUUUGUGAGACUCCUGUUCCUCCAAUGUACUGUGACUUUUGUCAUGUCAAACUCUGUAAGGCCUGUGUAGGGGAGCAUCUCUCUGAUUUAUCUAAAGACCAUAAAGUGGUGCCAUACAAACAAAAGGGAACUACACCUAAAUAUCCAAGAUGUUCAACCCAUGUAGGAAAAAUUUGCGAUCUUCACUGUGAGCAUUGUGAUGUACCUGUUUGUUCGCUUUGUCUUUCAUCAAACUUUCACAAAAGACGUAAUUUAUUGAAUUUACUGGAGGUAAAGAAAUCCAAAGAAAAUGCCAUAGAAAAAGAUGUCCACGAAUUAAUUAAUUCCGUAUACCCUAAAUAUGAAGAAAUUUUAGUAGAGAUAGGGAGAGAGAAAACAAAGAGUGAAAAACAUUAUGAGAAAUUGACAACAGCUGUCACCAAACAAGGAGAGGACUGGCACAGAAAAAUUAAUAUCAUUGUCAACAAACAAAAAUCUGAAAUUGAUGAAAUGAAAACUAAACACUUGGCUCUUCUAAAUAAACAAGAAACGGAAAUUAAACAAAUCACUUCUGAUAUAAAACAGUGCAUGAAUGAUUUCAAGAACAUACUGGGUUUAAAUGAUGUCUCCCUAACAUUUGGAUACAAAUCCAGGAAUGCUGAGUUUAGAAGAUUAUAUCCUAAAGUCAAUGUAUCAUUACCAAGUUUCUCUCGUCAUCAGAUCAACACAGAACAAAUCAUUCAAAUGUUUGGUUCACUGUCAGCAUUAUCCAUUACAACAGAAGAACAUGACUACCCAGUGAAGACACCAAAACCUGUAUCCUGCUCUCCAGUCAAACCACUGCUUGAUGAACCAGAGCUCAUCACCACCUUAGACACUGGGAAUAAUAGUCUACUGUACAGUGUUAACUGUCUCAGUGAUGAAGAAAUCUGGACAUGUGGAGAUGACAAAUUCAUUAGACGCUACAACCAUCAAGGCAGACUUCUGAAGUCAAUCCAAACCAAGUCAGGGAACAGACCACGUGACAUAGCAGUGACAAGGAGUGGAGAUCUAGUUUAUACUGACCCUAACACAAAAACUGUUAACAUAGUGAAGAAUAAACAGAUACAGGAAGUGAUCAGACUACAGGGGUGGACACCUUACAAUGUCUGUAGUACCUCCUCUGGUGACCUCCUGGUUACCAUGGGCAGUGAUGAAGAACAAACAAAAGUUGUCUGUUACUCUGGCUCCAAAGAGAAACAAAGCAUUCAGUUUGAUAGUGAAGGUAAACCUCUGUAUUCAUCUGAUUACUUUAAAUACAUCAGUGAGAACAGGAACCUGGAUAUCUGUGUGGCUGACAGAAAAGCGGGUGCAGUAGUGGUGGUUAAUCAGGCAGGAAAACUCCGAUUUAGAUACACUGGUGAUCAACCUAUUACCACGGGAUCAUUCGUUCCACGCGGCAUCACAACAGACAGCCAGAGUCAGAUCCUGACAGCAGACAGCUACAACCACUGUAUCCACAUCCUAGAUCAGCACGGACAGUUCCUCCGUUACAUUGAUAACUGUGAUUUGUACUUCCCAUGGGGUUUAUGUGCGGACACCAGAGACAACCUCUUUUUAUUUUCCCCCUAUACAGAAUUUAAAGUUUCCUUAAUUUUCUCAAUGGACCAGCGAAUCAGCGCCCAAGAUGUCCUGCGCUGUGACCUGUGUGAGACUCCAGUUCCUCCAAUGUACUGUGACUUUUGUCAUGUCAAACUCUGUAAGGCCUGUGUAGGGGAGCAUCUCUCUGAUUUAUCUAAAGAGCAUAAAGUAGUGCCAUUCAAACAAAAAGGAACUACCCCUAAAUAUCCGAGAUGUCCAACCCAUGUUGGAAAACUUUGUGAACUUCACUGUGAGGAAUGUGACCUUCCUGUUUGUUCACUCUGUCUUUCAUCCAACUUCCACAAAGGACAUAAUUUAUUAAAUUUACUGGAGGUAAAUAAAUCCAAAAAAGAGGCCAUAGAAAAAGAUGUUGAGGAAUUGUUAAAUUCAAUAUGCCCUAAAUAUGAAGAAAUUUCAGCAGAGAUACAUGAAGAAAAAGCAGGCCUGGAUAAGCCUUAUGAGAAACUGACAACAGCUGUCAUCAAACAAGGAGAAGACUGGCACAGAGAAAUUAACAUCAUUGUCAACAGACAAAAAUCUGAAAUUGAUGAGAUGAAAUCCAAACACGUAGCAGCUCUAAAUAAACAGGAAUAUGAAGUCAAACAGAUUACUUCUGAUGUAAAACAAAGUAUUCUUGAUCUCAAGAAAAUAUUGGAUUCCAAUGAUGUUUCUCUAACCUCUUCAUACAAAUCCAGGAACGCUGAAUUCAGAAAUAUGCCUCGUAAAGUCAUCGUUGCAUUACCAACUUUCUAUCCUCAUCAGAUCAACACAGACAAACUUUAUAAAAAGUUUGGUUCUCUGUCAGCAUUAUCGAUUGCAACAGAAGAAUAUGGCUGCACAAUGAACAGAGGAGAAUCUGUAUCCCGUCAAAUUAAACCACUGCUUGAUAAACCAGAGCUUAUCACCGCCAUUAACACUGGAUCUGACGGACUAAAAAGUGUUACCUGUCUCAGUGAUGAAGAAAUCUGGACAUGUGGAGAUGACAAAAUCAUGAAACUCUACAACCUUCAGAGCAAACUACUGAGGUCAAUUGAAACCAAUGCUGGAAACAUACCACGUGACAUAGCAAUGACAAGGAGUGGAGAUUUAGUUUAUACUGACUCUGAUACAAGAACUGUUAACAUACAUGUAGCUAAGAAUAAACAGAUACAGGUAAUAAUCAGACUACAGGGAUGGAUACCACAAUAUGUCUGUAGCACCUCCUCUGGUGACCUCCUGGUUACCAUGAACAGUGAAAAUGAAACACAAUCAAAAGUAGUCCGUUACUCUGGCUCCACAGAGAAACAAACCAUUCAGUUCGAUAGUGAAGUUAAACCUCUGUAUUCAUCUGGUUUCUACAGUAAAUACAUCACUGAGAACAGGAACCUAAAUAUCUGUGUGGCUGACUAUGGAGCCCAUGCAGUAGUGGUGGUUAAUCAGACAGGAAAACUCCGAUUUAGAUACACUGGUCAUAACUCUUCUACCAAGAGAUCAUUCCGUCCACGUGGCAUCACAACAGACAGUCAGAGUCAGAUCUUGAUAGCAGACAGUGUCAACGACUGUAUCCACAUCCUAGAUCAGGACGGAAAGUUCCUCCGUUUCAUUGAUAACUGUAAUCUCCAGCAACCAUGUGGUUUAUGUGUGGACACUAGAGACAACCUCUUUGCAGCUGAGUGUCGCUGCGGUAACGUGAAGAAAAUCAAGUACAUGAAAACAAGUUUGAAGGCCUAGUGUCCCUAUGCCCUAAAUUUCAUCCUCAGAAAUUAAAAAUUUCCAACAUUGAUUUAAAUCGCCAAUAAAAAAACCCUUUAUAUUCCAAUGAAAAAAAGUUGAAAGAACAAAGUGAGGCUCUCUUCCUCAUAAAUAAAUUUUGAAUCAUGUAUAUUAUGAAAUGAAGAAAAUGUUACACAGUAAAAAAGAAUAAAAGUUUUGUAAAUAUUUAUACAGUACUACAUGAGUGUUUGUCGAGGAAGAGGUGUGCGUACUAUAUAUUGUCAUGUACACUUAUAAAACAUUUUGUAUUAUAGCUAGGUCAUUUGUUCUUCUUAUGAUCUUAGGUUCAAGCCUUCUUUACAUCUUUGUGCAGAAUUUAUUCGAAUUUUU